Colossoma macropomum (tambaqui) is the source of this 1221-nucleotide messenger RNA. It is a transcript of the gene tmtopsb, whose product is annotated as teleost multiple tissue opsin b. Lineage: Eukaryota; Metazoa; Chordata; Actinopteri; Characiformes; Serrasalmidae. The record is from RefSeq and is a predicted model, not a curated record. Gene Ontology annotation, biological process: G protein-coupled receptor signaling pathway; visual perception. Gene Ontology annotation, molecular function: G protein-coupled receptor activity. Gene Ontology annotation, cellular component: photoreceptor outer segment; membrane. The transcript is spliced from 4 exons. Bases 1 to 1221 code for a protein of 406 amino acids.
AUGCUCGUGUCCAACGCGAGCUUGAGCUGCGCGGGCUGCUCCGCCGGCGGCGGCGGCAGUGACGGGAGCGCCGGGCGGCUCGGGGGCCCCGCGGCGCCGCCCCACAACCUCAGCCCCACCGGCCACCUGGUGGUCGCCGUGUGCCUCGGCUUCAUCGGCACCUUCGGCUUCGUGAACAACGCGCUCGUCCUCGUGCUCUUCUGCCGCUACCGGCUGCUGCGCUCGCCUAUCAACUGUCUCCUCGUGAGCAUCUCCGUCAGCGACCUGCUGGUGUGCGUGCUCGGGACGCCGUUCAGCUUCGCCGCCAGCACGCGCGGACGCUGGCUGAUCGGCGGCGCGGGCUGCGUGUGGUACGGCUUCGUCAACUCCUUCUUGGGUAUAGUGUCUCUGAUCUCCCUGGCAGUGCUGUCCUACGAGCGCUACUGCACCAUGAUGGGAGCCACACAGGCUGACGCCACCAACUACAGAAAGGUGAUCAUGGGCAUCACUUUCUCCUGGAUUUACUCCAUGCUCUGGACUGUGCCUCCGCUGUUCGGCUGGAGCCGAUACGGCCCAGAGGGGCCAGGCACCACCUGCAGCGUCAACUGGGCCGCCAAAACAGCCAACAAUGUGUCUUACAUCAUCUGCCUCUUCUUCUUCUGCCUCAUCCUCCCAUUCAUCGUGAUUGUCUACAGCUAUGGUAAGCUGCUACAAGCCAUUAAGCAGGUGAGCAGGAUCAACACAGUGGUGAGUCGUAAGCGGGAGCAGCGCGUGCUCUUUUUGGUGGUCACCAUGGUGGUGUGUUACCUGCUGUGCUGGUUGCCCUACGGCAUCAUGGCCCUGGUGGCCACGUUCGGCCAGCCCGGCCUGGUCACUCCGGAGGCCAGCAUUGUGCCCUCUCUGCUCGCCAAGUCCAGCACCGUCAUCAACCCGGUCAUCUACAUCUUCAUGAACAAGCAGUUCUACAGAUGUUUCCGAGCCCUGCUGAUGUGUUCUGCUCCAGAGAGAGGUUCCAGUUACAAAAACUCAUCCAAGGGCACCAAAAUUCUCAGGACGAUGCGACGUGCCAAUGGCCACCAUGCGACCUUCGUGGUGGCCACAGCUGGCCUACCCACUGGCUGCGCUGCAGACAGCGUCAGGCCAAAAGGCGGCUCUGAGGGUGAAGGCCAGCCACCCGCAGCAGGACCGUCUCCAGGAACAGUGAAGCCCACCGUGUCACUUGUGGCAUAUUACAAUGGCUGA